Hyla sarda is the source of this 1359-nucleotide messenger RNA. Its product is annotated as piggyBac transposable element-derived protein 4-like. Bases 1 to 1359 code for a protein of 452 amino acids. The transcript is spliced from 2 exons. The record is from RefSeq and is a predicted model, not a curated record. NCBI's taxonomy places the organism in Eukaryota, Metazoa, Chordata, Amphibia, Anura, Hylidae.
AUGUCAAGGCGUCGCAUGUACAGCACUGAGGAGGCAUAUGCCUUCUUGGCAUCUUCCUCUGGUUCAGAUAGUGGUGAAGAGUUGUUAUAUUUGCCCUCUUCUUCUUCCUCUUCCACUGAUUGUGACGAGGAACCUCCCCGCCACCGCCCUAGGCCAGGUCCUAGUACCAUUCCUAGUACCAAUAUUGAGCCAGGUCCUAGUGCCAUCUCUGAGUGGGCUCCAGCUUCAAACUUUAUACCCAAUUUGCCUGAGUUUGUGGCCACUGCAGGCAUUCGUGUUGACACCGCGGGGUUGAAAGAAGCUGAUUUUUUUCAGCUCUUCUUUUCAGAAGAGCUGAUUAAUUUGAUAGUGGAGGAAACCAACCGGUAUGCUGAGCAAUUCAUUGCGGCCAAUCCACAGGCAUAUCAUGCUAGGCCUUAUCAAUGGACGCCAACCAAUGCACUAGAGCUCAAAUUUUUUUUUGCCCUUUUAUUUAACAUGGGCAUAGUUAAAAAGCCCACAAUUCGCUCCUAUUGGAGUAAUGAUAUGCUUUACCAUACUCCACUGUACCGGUCGGUCAUGCCAAGGGCUCGGUUUGAAGCCCUCCUCAAAUUUCUACAUUAUGCUAAUAAUGAAAAUUGUCCACCUCCCAGUGAUCCAAAUUUUGAUCGCAUAUAUAAAAUUUGGCCCCUUGUUAAUUAUUUAAAUCAAAAAUUUUCAGAAGUUUACACCCCAGAAAAAGAGAUUGCAGUGGACGAAUCUCUUGUGCACUUCAAAGGAAGGUUGCACUUUAGGCAAUACCUGCCUAACAAACGGGCCAGGUAUGGGGUAAAACUUUAUAAGUUGUGCGAGAGCGCAACCGGCUAUACACACAAAUUCAGAGUCAAUGAAGGGAAAGACUCUAAAAUAGAGCCCCCAGAGUGUCCCCCCGUACUAAAAACAACGGGAAAAAUAGUAUGGGAUCUAGUUCACCCCCUGCUUGAUCAAGGGUAUAACAUCUACCUUGAUAAUAUUUACACUAGCGUCCCAUUACUACAAUGCCUGUUUGCCAAGGGGACUGUGGCCUGUGGUACCAUCAGGCGAAAUCAAAGGGAUCUGCCUAAAAUUUUUGUACGGCAAAAGUUGAAGAAGGGGGAAAGCAAGGCUGUGUGCAAGGACAACAUGAUGCUUGUGAAGUACCAGGACAAGUGUGAUGUUCUUGUACUAACCACCUUACACCCAGACAGAUCCUCCCCUAAACCUGUGUGUAUCCAGGACUAUAAUAAGUUCAUGGGAGGGGUGGAUCUGUCAGAUCAGGCCUUGCAGCCGUACACUGCCCUACGCAAAACUAAGACCUGGAAAUACAUGCACAUACCUGCAAUUCCAGGAAAAUGUUAUUAA